Messenger RNA from Polyodon spathula (Mississippi paddlefish), 5680 nucleotides. RefSeq names its product 5'-AMP-activated protein kinase catalytic subunit alpha-2. The record is from RefSeq and is a predicted model, not a curated record. Gene Ontology annotation, biological process: intracellular signal transduction; protein phosphorylation. The coding region runs from base 200 to 1852 and encodes 550 amino acids. Lineage: Eukaryota; Metazoa; Chordata; Actinopteri; Acipenseriformes; Polyodontidae. Gene Ontology annotation, cellular component: cytoplasm. Gene Ontology annotation, molecular function: protein serine/threonine kinase activity; ATP binding. The transcript is spliced from 9 exons.
UUGUGCCUCGACGUUCUAGAAUCAACCUGCAUGACACAGUCUCGCCAUAUAUAGUGCUGGCGCUCCAGACUCCGCUUGUAACCCUCGGCUGCCUGGCGCAGGGUAAGCAUUACCCCUGACAAGAGUGCGCUCCACUCCGCUCUCUCCCUCUCCCUCUCUCUGCACUCUGGGUAGACUCCGCACAGAUUCCAAUGGUAAAAUGGCUGAGAAAGCGAAGCACGAAGGCAGGGUUAGAAUAGGACACUACGUCCUCGGAGACACCCUGGGAGUUGGCACCUUCGGAAAAGUAAAGAUUGGAGAACACCAGCUGACCGGUCACAAGGUGGCAGUGAAGAUCCUGAAUCGGCAGAAAAUCCGAAGCCUGGAUGUGGUGGGGAAGAUCAAACGAGAGAUUCAGAACCUCAAGCUCUUUCGCCACCCUCACAUCAUUAAACUAUACCAGGUCAUCAGCACACCCACUGACUUCUUCAUGGUGAUGGAAUAUGUGUCUGGAGGGGAACUAUUCGAUUACAUCUGUAAACAUGGACGGGUGGAAGAUACAGAAGCACGCCGCCUUUUCCAGCAGAUAAUCUCAGCCGUGGAUUACUGCCACAGACACAUGGUGGUCCACCGUGACCUGAAACCAGAGAAUGUCCUUCUUGAUGCCAACAAGAACACCAAGGUAGCUGACUUUGGUCUCUCAAACAUGAUGUCAGAUGGGGAGUUCCUUCGAACCAGCUGUGGCUCCCCGAACUACGCUGCUCCAGAGGUGAUCUCAGGCAGGUUAUACGCCGGCCCUGAGGUUGAUAUCUGGAGCUGUGGAGUCAUCCUGUACGCUCUCCUGUGCGGCACGCUGCCUUUCGAUGAUGACCACGUCCCCACGCUCUUCAAGAAGAUCCGAGGAGGAGUCUUCUAUAUCCCCGAGUACCUGAACCGCUCAGUAGCAAACCUCCUAAUGCUGAUGCUGCAGGUGGACCCACUCAAGAGAGCCACCAUCAAAGACAUCAGGGAGGAUGAGUGGUUCAAGCAGGACCUGCCCAGUUACCUGUUCCCUGAGGAUGCGGCCUACAACACCGACGUGCUAGAUGAGGAGGCGGUGCGGGAGGUGUGCGAGAAGUUUGAGUGCACUGAGUCGGAGGUGAGCAACAGCCUCUACAGCGGGGACCCCCAGGACCAGCUGUCCGUGGCGUACCACCUCAUCAUCGACAACCGCCGCAUCAUGAACCAGGCCAGCGAGUUUUACCUGGCCUCCAGCCCCCCCACCGGCUCCUUUAUGGAUGACAGCAUGCAGCUGCCCCCCGGCAUCAAGCCCCACCCGGAGCGCAUGCCCCCGCUCCUCGCAGACAGCCCCAAGGCACGGUGCCCCCUCGAUGCCCUCAACACCACCAAGCCAAAACCCAUGACGGUCAAGAAGGCCAAGUGGCACCUGGGCAUCCGUAGCCAGAGCAAGCCCUAUGACAUCAUGGCAGAGGUGUACCGGGCCCUGAAGCAGCUGGAGUACGACUGGAAGGUGGUGAAUCCGUAUCACCUGCGAGUGCGACGGAACAAUCCUGUGACGGGGAACUUUGUGAAAAUGAGCCUGCAGCUGUACCAGGUCGACAGCCGUAGCUAUCUCCUGGACUUCAAGAGCAUCGACGAUGACGUCAUCGAGCAGAAGUCGGGCUCUUCGACCCCUAAGCGCUCAGGGUCCUUGGCUGGGCUCCACAGACCCCGGCUGAGCCUCGAUGCAGCAGCCAGCGACGGCGUGUCCCUCGGAGGCUCUCUCACGGGCUCGCUUACAGGCAGCACCCCCUCCAUCACACCGCGCCAGGGCAGCCACACCAUGGACUUCUUCGAGAUGUGCGCCAGUAUCAUCACCAUGCUGGCUCGCUAGCUGGGAUCCGGCGAUGGUGUGUCCGCGUUAUAGCAAUGGGUAUUUUUAUUUGAUUUGGUUUUUUAGCGCGUCCUGUGAGUAUGUGAGAUGUGACCCAUUUGUGCUUGACAAGCCAAUGCCCACGCAUUGUUCUAUACUUGAUUUUUUUAAAUUUAAUUAUAUUUUUUAACCAUUUAAAAAAUAAUUAAAUUAGGAAUACUAAAUAAAGUGUUCGGUCACAGUUUAUAUAUUUUAAAAUACUGUUAUUAUAAAUGAAUAUCGUUUUUAUGUUUUAUCACUUAUUUAUUUGAUCAUUUAUUUAACGACACAUUAUUGUAGGCUUCUGAAAAGGCAAACCAAAAUUACAUGAACAAAAACAAAUAAUGGGGUGAUGCUCAGUAACCCUAUUGUGUUCUCUAUGUACAGAGCAGACAAUCAGUUCAACCUAAGCUCAGUAUCUCCGUCUCUCAGUUAAGGUGGGACUUGCUGUUCACCCAUCCUAGUCUUGCACAAGUGGUUAAGAGGAAACAGCUCGUUAACAGCACAUGGAAAGCAGUGAUAUAAAAAUGCUUGAGUAGAGAUUAAAAUCACCUCUCCUAGCUUUCCACCCUACUCUUGUGUGCUGUACAGCACAGUUACUCAAAUACAGUACACUGCUUCAACGUGGGGCACAGUGCCCGCAGUUUCAUCGCGUGUGUGCAAUGCUAGCUUGCCUGGAUGUUGCGCUUGAUUUCCUCUGCCCAUUAUUUGAGAUACCUCAGCUAGGAUUUAAUACUGUAGUCCGAUUUUUAAAACUGUUUAUGAUGUUUUGGAUUGCAGUCUAUCGCUCUGUAUAGCAUAAUUUGAAUCUAUAUUAUUAUUAUUAUUAUUAUUAUUAUUAUUAUUAUUAUUAUUAUUAUUAUUAUCUGUUUUUUAUUUAUUUAUGUGUGUCAGUAAUUAGUUGAGGUUUAUAUUCCAUUUCAAUGGGUCAGUGUUUCAGUAGGUAGUGGCCGCAUGGUCUAUUGAUUUGUAUUUGAAGAAUCUCAGUUGAAUGGUUGGACUGACUGAGAUGCAGUAUCACUUUUCAAAACUCAAUGAUCUGAUCAGAUCCGCUUUAGAAACGCCCCUGGUUCCUUUGGAGAAUGGAGGUUUCAAACCAUAAAGAGGAAAAAAAAUGGUAUUUUAUUUAUUUAUUCAUUUAUAAUGAAAUUUGCCUUGGCUUGCCAGACAUGUCAAGUACAUGCCGAUAAUUUUAAAGACAGCGCUAUACUUUCAUGUUAGCAGUGCCCCCAAGAGGAUAUUUUAAGACUUUGCCUUCCUAUAAAGUGCCUAUGCCUAUUUUAUUUGCUUGGAGUCUGAACCACGUAAGCUGAUAGCUGGUGUAUAGGAUAGAUCAGGAGACGUGUUUCCAGCUACUGCAUUUGAGUGCUGACACUAGUGUUCCAGUGUCAACACUGUCACAUUAAUAUUGCUCUGCCCUAGAUUUGUGGGGGCUAAAUGGAUUUAACUGAGCAAUCAUUACUUGGUAAAGUCAAUCAAACAUGCAUUCAAUCAAAUGGUUUGCUGCACAAUCCUUCUGCAUGCAGCUUCUUCACUAAUGUUAAUUAUCUACUGUAAAUGAAACAGGUUCUGGUUGUGAUCAAUAAGGUUUUCACGUUUCUGAGCAUUCAGUUUCUUCAGAUGGAAAUGUAGUCCUGAAUGAUACCCUGCUGGGGUUGCACUGCAUUUCGAGUGACACAGGAAGCAAAUGCAUGGCAAUUGAUGACCCUCUUGAUUUGUAGACCCUAGAAUCCCCUGUGCUGAAGCAAUCACUAUGACUGUAGCUGCUGCAAUCUACUGGCUUCAGACACUGUCCUAGUUUUAAAUUGAAAAUAGCUGUAACCUGAUUAUAUGCAAGCCAAACCACUUUGUUCUAUUGUCAGGGGGGUAUUCACAUAAAUAACUAACAGGCACAUAAUGUGUGUUAAGAGUGCCACGUUAUCUGCAAUGCUUAGUCAUCAUGCAUUACUGGUACUGCACAUAGGCAUUUCUCACAUCUCGCUUUUUUACAGGCAAUGCACUCCCAGACAGAUUAGGUGUUCCGUUUCCCUUGUGCAUUGCUUAUAUUAGAAUAGCAAACAAAACCUUUCUCUGGAACCUUGUAAAGGAAGCAUCUCAAGACACUUCGCAAAGUUAAAAUAUCAGUGAUGAUAACCCUGGCAAACACAGUACGCUUGGUUUGGGAUCUGCCCCAGGAACGUUAAAGGUACAGGAUUACAAAACCAAGGACAGCCACUGAAGUUGCCUUAAAAGUACAUAUAUAUAUUUUUUUCUCUUUGUUACAAACUUUCAUUUUAGUACUGUACCUGUUUAUUUAUGUGCAUUGAUUUAGUACUGUAGAAUAUCUGAUUUAACCUCACCGAUCAAACUAACUGCCGGGGAGGAAAGCAAGCUGUCCAUUGCACGAUGGGAGCAGUUAAGGCUGUAAAAGUUUUAACGAAAACAUAAACUGUUUUUUUUUUUCACUAAACCUUUAACCAAAAUUUGUUGUUUUAUGAGGAAUCUUCCAUUGAUUUAAAAUCUUUUUAUGAUUACCUUAGGUAAGGUAAUCCAUGACUAGUGCUAAUCGGGGGUCUAUUAAACCAGAUGUCAAUCUAGUAAACAUAGAUUUACAUCCUGAAAAAAUAAAAAAAAUCAAUACAGACUUGUGGGAACUGUUGGCAUUGUUCACCGUCCUGCCAUUGAUCCUACAGCUUGCUGAACAGCUGUGCUUCGGGUUUAAUGUUUAAUCUCCCUGUACCGUACACACUGUAUGCAAGACAGCAUGCCCACAGAUGGUUACUGUGUAUUUGCACCAUGUUGUAUAUGUUGUUUUUGUAUGUCAUCAAAAAAAGUUUAAAGCUAUUGCAAUGUUUUUGUAAUCAGUGCAAAAAAAAAAAAAAAAAAACAAUUAGAAAACCCUGCCACUUGAACCAAUUUAUUUUAGUUUCAUGUACAGUGCCCUUUAUUCAUUGUAUUAGGACAUGUAUUAUUACAGUCAGGCCAGUUUGCGUAUUCAUCUAAUGGUACUGUACAUGUGCAAUUGGUUCUUUCUAAAACCUUUUUAUAGUUUGGGCAUUGUAAACUACUACAGAGCAAAUGACCUGGCAGACCUACAGAUCGGCAGACAGGAAUGCCCCAGCAACGGAUUCUGAUAGUUCUUUUCUGUUGUGCAACAUUGUGAAGCACAACAGUUCAUUUAUAUGGAAAUUACACAAACCUCUUUACUUCUCAUGUGGCACCAACCAAAUGAUUUUCCCCUUGGUAUUUAUAUAGCCAUAAAGUUGCAUUGCUCUUUGUAGACUAUUAACUAUUUAGAGACACAGUUGUUAUCUCUUUCAUGAUGUAACAAUUGAUUACAAUUGACGGAACACUAUUCCAAAGCUUGCGUUUUGAGUUUUUGUAUCUGUAUAUAUAUUUUUUUUUUUACACUUAAGACCCCAGUUAAACAUAUAUAUUUUUUAUUUAUGUUUUUUUUUUUUAACUAUAGAUUUUUGGCAGUGUGCCAAACUGAAGCUUUUGACAUUGUGAUUAUUAUUGGUUAAAGCUCUAGUUGGUGUGCGUUAUAAUCACCCGGCUCCUGCAGUGUAACAGAUGCACUUCAGGCUAUUCUGGCUUCACAAUAAGCUUAAUUAGUAGCAGCAGAGUUUGUGGCCUCUGUGAUGUCUAGCUAAGCCCAGUUGUGACUAGCUGAGCUCAUAUGAAAGCUACAAUGUCUGGGACUGAUCCAGAUAGGAGCCUUUUCUGUACCACUGCACUGCUGCCUCCCCUGAGUCCUGGUUCUAGUGUUUUUUUUUAUUUUCGUGUGAUGUUGCUCUUAUGAUUAUUUGCACUUUAAUAAAUAUUUAUUGU